Trichoderma aggressivum f. europaeum is the source of this 1353-nucleotide messenger RNA. RefSeq lists its product as uncharacterized. The transcript has a single exon. Lineage: Eukaryota; Fungi; Ascomycota; Sordariomycetes; Hypocreales; Hypocreaceae. The record is from RefSeq and is a predicted model, not a curated record. The coding region runs from base 1 to 1353 and encodes 450 amino acids.
AUGUUCAGGGCGCAAGUUCCCCAAGACUUCACAUACACUCCAUGCACCCUGUUUUGGAACCGUGUAAUUCCUAGAGAAUCCAUGGGAGACGAGUGCGUGCGAUGGUGUGUGUUAAGUAUUGGGGCUUUAAUGCUGGCACUGCGCUCCCAAAACCCUGAGCCCAUGGUAAAGCUGCUCGAGGGACGCGCGGACACCAUGUAUCAGACUGCGAUGACAUACCAUGCCAAAGCCACCAUAACGCUCCACACACGGAUGCUCAAGAAAUUUCACACCAUUUCACGUAGGAAUGUGUUGAUCAACAUGGUUUUGCUCUUUCUCUUUGAGCUUCUGAUAGGAAACACCAAAGCCGCCGAUCAGCUACUGAUGAGCAGUGUUGAGCUAUUGAAGCAGAAGCAAGACCAACUUGUUGUUGAGAUGAACUCGCAACACCAUGCACAGGAUCUUCACAAUUACGUUGCGCCUUCCAACGACGAUGGUUGGGACCAAGCUGAACGGAUUUUGCCUCGAUUUCAAAUUUUUCUCAGUCUGACUACUCCCAUUUUCCCCUUGCAGACAACGUGCUGGUCUAGGUUACCAUCACGCCCUAUCCCUGGCAAUAUGCCGGCUACUGAUACCAGUUUCGAAGAAUUCGGAGCGAUGUGGAAUAGCUUCAUCACACGGGCUGUUAUAUUUGUUGUCAAAGCCAUACAAGAACAACAAAAUGGCGACUACUCAGACGUCUUUGAGAUGCUCUCGGACCAUCGGACCACCUUCCUUCGACAGUUGCAGCAUUGGGAAGUAGCAAUUCUACUAAGACUAGAGGCAGAGAAAAAUCCCAUCAGGUCAUGUCUUUUUAACAUAUUCCAUAUGGGCCAAAAGGCUGUGUUCAUCGUUAUGAGCUGCUGUUUCGACUCGUCGGAGAUGUCAUACGAUCAGUUCAACUCUUUGUUCCGGGAAAUUAUCUCCAUGGCCUGCUCCUUUGAAGGUGCAUCGAGGCGCUUUUCGCAAAUCGAAACUGCUCUAGACAUUUAUACUCUCCCAGUAUUAAAUUUCGUGUCGCAAAAAUGCAGAGACACAGCCAUCCGCUCAGAAGCCCUAGACAGUUUUGAUAAGAUGACAUUGUUAACGCGUAACUGGGAUGUCAAGGCUAGUUCGCUGGCUAGACGUCAGCUUAUGGCUUUGGAAGAGGAGUAUCGGGACGCUUCGGGGUAUAUUCCGGCGAGCGGUCGAUAUGUGUGGACUCGUGCAUCGUGGAAUCAUAAUUAUUCGAAGCUGCACAUUGUAUUUGCCGGCGUUAUCUCUGAUGAAAACGGAAUACGAAAAGAAAGACAUCUAAACAUUUCUCGCCUAACGUUUGAAGAGCAGGGUAGAUAG